This is a messenger RNA of Topomyia yanbarensis, 2796 nucleotides long. RefSeq names its product beta-1,3-glucosyltransferase. Lineage: Eukaryota; Metazoa; Arthropoda; Insecta; Diptera; Culicidae. Gene Ontology annotation, molecular function: acetylglucosaminyltransferase activity. Gene Ontology annotation, cellular component: membrane. The coding region runs from base 769 to 2673 and encodes 634 amino acids. The record is from RefSeq and is a predicted model, not a curated record. The transcript is spliced from 8 exons.
GCUGAACCGAUUCGGGUGCAUUUUCCGCGUAGUGAAGCGGGUGAAAAUAUCACCAACCCUUCUUAGCGCUUGGUGGUGCACAAUCAGUGUGAAAACAAACGUGACAUCGUGCGGUGCCACGUGUGCUGUUUACAUUCGGUUCACGAGGAAAAUUGCUUUUUCUUGUUUUCGUGACUGGAUAAUUAAUAUGUUUGAACAAAACAGUGUACAGUUGUCAUUAACUGGGAAUUGCAAAAAUUACAUGCGGUAGACUGUGAAAAGCCAAUUUCGAGCUGCUGGAGUGAGGUGCCGUGGGGAAUGGAAAUGGGCACACUCAUGUUUGCGAAUUGAAACCGCUCUGGUUUUAUUGGUAACUGUGUUGUUCUGUGUUGACGGUGAAAUUAAAAUGUAUAUUAAUUAAAAAUGAUUGUUUGUGGUGAAAAUGUGGCGGGUGGUUGUUGCUGACGUGCAGAGCGGUCAGAUAACGAACACCAUGCGUUCAUUCACAUGUCAAUGAAACCAGUUCCCGAUCGAAGUACAGUUUUUUUGAACUCUACCCAAAAAAUGUGCACAGUAUUUAUUGCUCUCCGUCAAAGUUUGAGCGUUAUUCGGAACAGUAACUCGUGACAAUUAAGCAGCGGACAGUUAAACAGUAACAAAAAGAAACAUGAGUAAAUAAUUCAUGAUCCCAUUGGGUUGCCGAAGGAUAAACUUUAUGCAUAAAAUAAGCGAAGAAAUGGUUGGUCGUGCCCGAGUGAAUCCAAGCGCCGAAAAUGAAUUGCCGAUUUAAUGAGAUUAAUUAUGCAUUCGUCAGUGUUGAUCUCCGUUGUCCUGCAGCUACUGCUCACAAGCAUACGACCAACGGUUUCGGCGGACACCCCCGCAGUGACUCCUCUCGCUCCUCAUGAGAUCUCCUAUCUGGUGCUAAGUCAGUCGCCCGCCUUCUUCGCCCAGCGUGCACAGGCAGUGAAGCAAAGCAUCCUGGAGCAGCAAUCCAAGCUAGCCAAGUUCAAUGAUCAACUAGCCAAUACCGGGAAAGCCGCCGUCAGCGGAAACGUGCACCUAUCGCACGAAAUUUUCGUCGACCAAGAGGGAUCCUGGGCAAUCACACCGAUUUUGAAACACAUCCGUUCGAGCAUCCUGAAAGUAUCGCAUGCCGGCACCCGCUGGCUCAUCAUCUGCGAAGAGAACAGCCACGUGAACGUGAGUCUAUUAUCACACCAUUUGGGCCAAGAGGAUUAUCACCAGGAGCUCUUUCUUGGAUAUCCAUUGUACGACCGCGAGGCAACCAUUAUUCAUCAUUUCGCGUUUUUCAAAAAUCCAUCAAGCUUUCUCUAUCCGUACCUAAGGGCAGGAGUUGCCCUAACAAUUCCCUUAGUGGACCGUCUGAUCCAGGUGCUAUCGAGCGCCGGUUCGACACUGACGGAGUUUUUCAUCGAUGCUGGCCACGAAUUCGCCUUGCUGGUGUGGAAUCGAGGCACUGGCAGCCCUUUGACGCCGGCAUCCUACUUUUGCGCCAGACCCGGUGAAAAGUGUGCCAUUUAUGCUGAAUCGAUGGACAAGGGAUCUGCGGAAACAUGUCUACCUGUUGCGAAGGAUGCCGCUCACAUUUUGUUCGCUGUGAAAACGUGCGAAAAGUUUCACGAAGAACGUGUUCCGGUGCUGCUGCACACCUGGGCACAGUAUGUGGAACAUUUGCGGCUCUACAGUGAUAUCAGCGAUGCCACUAUACCGACGAUUGAAACCAGCAUUCCCAACACCAGCAGCGGACACUGUGCCAAAACGCUGGAAAUACUUCACCUGAUAAGUGAGGAGAUUUCCCGAAAUUCCAGUCUAACCGACGUGAGAUGGAUCAUGCUAGUGGAUGACGAUACAAUUCUAAGCCCCUCUGCAUUGACUAGACAUUUGUCCUGUUUUAACCCGGCGCAGCACGUCUACCUCGGCGAACGGUACGGAUAUCACCUACUCGGCAGGGACGGUGAUGGGUCGGCGGAAGAUGGUUACGGCUACAACUACAUCACCGGUGGGGGUGGGAUAGUCAUUAGCGUUAAAAUAAUUGACGCACUGCUACAAUCAUGCGAAUGUCCUUCGGCAUCCUCGCCAGAUGACAUGAUCGUUGCGGCAUGUCUGUACCGACUCGGCGUUCGACCUAUUCACUCCACUCUAUUUCAUCAAGCACGACCCUCCGACUAUCCACCAGAAACUCUCGACGCCGGUAGUAUAUCGUUCCACAAGCACUGGCAAAUCGAUCCCUACCAUGUAUACAACAGGUGGUUCCGACAGAAUGACGAAGUCUGGCACCAGCAAAGCGUUAAUCAAGAACCAAAAUAUGCAGCUCUACGUCCGCAUGAGGAUAAUGACUCCCAGACAUCCAAGCAUGGCAAACCGCUACUUCAACCAAAACAUAUCAGUAACGACAACGAUAGCACACGGCAGGAGUACAAUCGUUCGCCACAUGGCAUAGCAACCGUAGCCUCCCGAAAAGACGAACUUAAUCAGCUGCCAUCAGCGGGACAGCUUCCAGAAACGAGACCGGUGGAAAAUGACAAUCGUCGUUAUCAAAACGAAAAUGUCGUCAAUUCCUUUUGUGAGAAUAAUGAGCUCCAAUCAAAUAGCAACUUGCUGCUGAGCCGGCAUCACCAGAGCAGUGGCAGCCUCCAGGAACCGAACAUAAUCAAACACACUGAACUGUAGCAAACGAAAACCCCAUAUCGAUUAAACUUAAACCUAGUUGUAUACCAAGUAACCGAACAAACACAAAUUUCUAUUUGACCCAUGGUGAAAUAAACAGUGCUUUUUUACUUUUUAAUAUCUUAA